Messenger RNA from Odobenus rosmarus divergens (Pacific walrus), 1992 nucleotides. RefSeq names its product Kruppel-like factor 2 (lung) (gene KLF2). Gene Ontology annotation, molecular function: DNA-binding transcription factor activity, RNA polymerase II-specific; RNA polymerase II cis-regulatory region sequence-specific DNA binding. The record is from RefSeq and is a predicted model, not a curated record. Gene Ontology annotation, biological process: regulation of transcription by RNA polymerase II. NCBI's taxonomy places the organism in Eukaryota, Metazoa, Chordata, Mammalia, Carnivora, Odobenidae. The coding region runs from base 89 to 1162 and encodes 357 amino acids. The transcript has 3 exons.
CGUCCCCGCCCGCCCGCGCCCCGACCAGCCCGGCUCCGGGCAGCCACUCACCGGUGUCCCGAACCCGCGUCGGCCCCGGGUCCCAGCCAUGGCGCUGAGCGAGCCCAUCCUGCCGUCCUUCUCCACUUUCGCCAGUCCGUGCCGCGAGCGUGGCCUGCAGGAGCGCUGGCCGCGCGCAGAGCCCGAGGCAGGCGGCACCGACGACGACCUCAACAGCGUGCUGGAUUUCAUCCUGUCCAUGGGGCUGGACGGCCUUGGCGCUGAGGCCGCCCCCGAACCGCCGCCGCCCCCGCCGCCUGCGUUCUACUACCCCGAGCCCAGCGCACCGCCGCCCUACAGCGCCCCUGCGGGCGGCCUGGUGUCCGAGCUGCUGCGGCCCGAGCUGGACGUGCCGCCGGGGCCCGCGCUGCACGGCCGCUUCCUGCUGGCGCCACCCGGCCGCCUGGUGAAGGCCGAGCCCCCCGAGGCGGACGGCGGCGGAGGCUACGGCUGUGCGCCCGGCCUGGCCCGCGGGCCGCGGGGCCUCAAGCGCGAGGGCGCCCCAGGUCCCGCAGCUGCGUGCAUGAGAGGCCCCGGGGGCCGCCCCCCGCCGCCACCCGACACGCCGCCGCUCAGCCCCGACGGCCCCGGGCGCCUGCCUGCGCCCGGUCCGCGCGGCCCCUACCCGCCGCCCUUCGGUGGCCCCGGCUUCGGAGCGCCCGGGCCCGGCCUGCACUACCCGCCGCCCGCGCCCGCCGCCUUCGGUCUCUUCGACGACGCGGCCGCCGCCGCCGCAGCAGCAGCAGCUCUGGGCCUGGCGCCUCCCGCCGCCCGAGGUCUCCUCACGCCUCCCGCGUCGCCGCUGGAGCUGCUCGAAGCCAAGCCCAAGCGCGGCCGUCGGUCCUGGCCGCGCAAGCGCACCGCCACGCACACCUGCAGCUACGCGGGCUGCGGCAAGACCUACACCAAGAGCUCACACCUCAAGGCGCACUUGCGCACGCACACAGGCGAGAAGCCCUACCACUGCAACUGGGACGGCUGCGGCUGGAAGUUCGCGCGCUCCGACGAACUCACCCGCCACUACCGCAAGCACACGGGCCACCGGCCCUUCCAGUGCCACCUGUGCGACCGUGCCUUCUCGCGCUCCGACCACCUGGCGCUGCACAUGAAGCGGCACAUGUAGCCCGGACGCCCCCCGCCCACCCGCGCGCGGCCGUGGCGGGUCCCACGCGCCGGGCGCGGCCCCCUCCCAAACUGUGACUGGUAUUUAUUGGGCCCAGAGGACAGGGCUGGGCACAGCGUGGCCAUUGGGGGGGCUCCCCCCCCCACGACGCCGCCGCCGCCCCGGCCCCCAUCAGAGACUGAAGGCCCCGGUGGGAGAAGACCACGAUCCUCCUUGACGAGUUUUGUUUUCAAAAUGGUGCAAUAAUUAAGUGUCGUCUUCCCCCCCACCGGGUCUACACUAGAGGAUCGAGGCUUGAUGCCUUGUGAGAAAUACAGCCUUAAUUUGUACUGUCUUCGACAUUUUUUAUAAUAUUGUACAUAGUGACUGUGACAGAUAUUGUAUUACUGUAAAUAGGAAGACAGGUGGGCAUUUUGGCUCCCUGGUUCAUUUUUAUAAGACUUUUGUUGGUUUUUUUUUUAAUUAAAAAAAAAAAGUUUUGCAUCUUUUGAAAAAUAGCCCUGGUCUGACUGCUUGGAAGCUGGGGUGUAGGGUGGGCGUGGGGGGAAGGGGCAGUUUUGGUGGAGGAGGGCAGCCUGGCAGAGGUGGGGUGAAGUGUGUUCUGUCCCAGCCAGCACCCUGGGUUGCCAGCUGCAGCACCCAGCUGCCAGGAACCUGUGGGUUUUUCUAUAAAUUUAAACACUACAUUUUAAGACUGAGGGAGAGUUAUUUUAAGGUUGUUCCCUGAGCCAUAAAUUGCCUCUUUUUCCCCUGAGCUGGGGAAAGUGCUGGUCCCACUGACGUGGCCUCCUCUGGGCUGAAAAAAAAAAAAGCCUUACCUCUUUCUGGAA